AUGUGCAUAACCCUCACCACCAAAUAUUCCACCUGCGGCUGCAUCUGGGACAACAUCUCCACACGCUGCCGAGGCCUGCGACCAUGUCACCGGCAAGAGAUGAUCACGCUGGAGGACCUAAUGAAGACGACGUGCCAACGAUGCCAAAUCACCUCCGAGCGGACGGAGCGACUCGCGGCGCUGAUUGAGAUGAUGGAGGACAGCGUGAUCGACGACUCGGGGAUGGUGGUGGAGGAGGAGGAGGAGGAGGAGGUGGUGGUGGAUGCCGAGGAGGAGAGAUUGGGCUUGGGCGGGGGCGGGGGCGGGUUGAUUGUGAUGGGACGGUUGGGGAGUGGCGAGGAUAGGUGGGGGGUUGAGGGAGAGGGUUAG
This is a messenger RNA of Aspergillus heteromorphus CBS 117.55, 369 nucleotides long. RefSeq lists its product as uncharacterized. Bases 1 to 369 code for a protein of 122 amino acids. The record is from RefSeq and is a predicted model, not a curated record. Lineage: Eukaryota; Fungi; Ascomycota; Eurotiomycetes; Eurotiales; Aspergillaceae. The transcript has 2 exons.